Messenger RNA from Acanthosepion pharaonis, 1773 nucleotides. The record is from the annotation of a GenBank genome assembly. Lineage: Eukaryota; Metazoa; Mollusca; Cephalopoda; Sepiida; Sepiidae.
AUGGAUAUCCGGCGACAGCCAACUUUGAUGUGUUCACAGACAACGGCUCCGUUACCAAGGAUACCAACACAUGAUCAGUGUCACGUGACCCGAAAAUCUCAGUCAAUGGGUCAUGCUGACAUGGAUGAGUGCGAGCGAAGGGGCGUUGUAACUACUAAUAUCUAUCUAUCUAUCUAUCUAUCUAUCUAUCUAUCUAUCUAUCUAUCUAGCUCGGUCAAUCUAUUCAUAUCUAUCUAUCUAUCUAUCUAUCUAUCUAUCUAUCUAUCUAUCUAUCUAGCUCGGUCAGUCUCUUCAUAUCUAUCUAUCAAUUUAUCUAUCUCUCUAUCUAUCUCGCUAGCUAGCCUGGUCAUUCUGUUCAUAUUUAUCUAUCAAUUUAUCUAUAUCUCUAUCGAUCUCGAUCAAUCUGUUCAUUAUCUAUCUAUCUAUCUAUCUAUCUAUCUAUCUAUCUAUCUAUCUAUCUAUCUCGGUCAAUCUGUUCAUAUCUAUCUAUCUAUCUAUCUAUCUAUCUUGGUCAGUCUUUUCAUAUCUACCUAUCUAGCUAGGCCAGUCUGUUCAUAUCUAUCUAUCUAUCUAUCUAUCUAUCUAUCUAUCUAUCUAUCUAUCUAUCUAUCUAUCUAUCAAUCUAUCUAUCUAGCUAGCUCGGUCAAUCUAUUCAUAUCUAUCUAUCUAGCUAGCUCGGUCAGUCUCUCCAUAUCUAUCUAUCAAUUUAUCUAUCUCUCUAUCUAUCUCGUCUGUUCAUAUUUAUCUAUCAAUUUAUCUAUAUCUCUAUCGAUCUCGGUCAAUCUGUUCAUUAUCUAUCUAUCUAUCUAUCUAUCUCGGUCAAUCUGUUCAUAUCUAUCUAUCUAUCUAUCUAUCUAUCUAUCUAUCUAUCUAUCUAUCUAUCUUCCUAUCAAAUCUAUCUAUCUAUCUAUCUAUCUAUCUAUCUAUCUAUCUAUAUAUAUAUAUAUAUAUAUAUAUAUAUCGGGUCAUAACUAUCUGUAUAUCUAUCUAUCUCGAAGAACAACCAGAAUAGAUUAUAACUUCGUUGUAUCUUUCUUUUUUCAUUCUUUCUUUCUUUCUUUCAUUCAUUCUUUCUUUCUUUCUUUCUUUUCGUUUCAUAUUCUUUCAUUUUUUAUUUCUUUCUUAUUUUUUCUUUCUUUCUUUUCAUCAUUUCGUUUCAUUCUUUCUUUUACACCAGCUUUCUUUCUUUCUUUCUUUCUUUCUUUCUCAAUACUUUCCAUUCUUUAUUUUCCAUUCUUUACUUUCUUUUUUGUUUUUCAACAUUUUUCUUUAUUUCUUUAUUUAUUUUCUUUCUUUCUUUUUUCUAUCAUUUCAUUAAAUUCUUUCUCUUCUUUACACCAACUUUCUUUGUUUCUUUUUGCUUGUUGUUUGUUUGUUUGUUUUUUCUUUCUUUCUUCAUUCUUUCUUUCUUGCUCAUUACUUUCCAUGAAUUACUUUCUUUCUUUAAUUUUUAACAUUUUUCUUUCUUUAUUUUCUUUCUUUCUUUCCAUCAUUUCGUUCCAUUCUUUCUCUCUUUUACACCAGCUUUCUUUCUUUCUCGUUACUUUCCACGAAUUCCUUUCUUUCUUUCUUUCUUUCUUUUCUUUCUUUCUUUCUUUCUUUCUUUCUCAUUACUUUACACGAAUUCCUUCCUUUCUUUCUUUCUUUCUUUCUUUUUCAACAUCUACUUCUUUUUUCUUUCUUUCUUUCCAUUUUCCUUAUCAUUCCAAACUCAAAUCUCGAUUAGCAACUUCCCAUCGUAAAGAUAGCUGUUCCGUUAUUGAAGUCGUCUAG